Molecule: messenger RNA, 3020 nt
Organism: Tribolium castaneum (red flour beetle)
Lineage: Eukaryota; Metazoa; Arthropoda; Insecta; Coleoptera; Tenebrionidae
Gene: AP-1-2beta
Product: Adaptor Protein complex 1/2, beta subunit
Exons: 9
Coding region: 143-2923 (926 amino acids)
Biological process (GO): intracellular protein transport; vesicle-mediated transport
Cellular component (GO): membrane coat; clathrin adaptor complex
Molecular function (GO): clathrin binding
Source: RefSeq, a predicted model, not a curated record
UUUAAUUUAAAAGUAGGUUAACGCGACGAACUGGAAAAUGAAAAUCCCCAGUUUUGGUGACGUUGUUUUGUGUCAAGUGGGCGUUUGCAGCUAAACCGCCCCUUUUUCUCACAAAGCCGGGCUGUUUUCAGGAGCUGUCAAAAUGACGGAUUCCAAGUACUUUACAACGACCAAAAAAGGCGAAAUCUUCGAAUUGAAGUCCGAAUUGAACAAUGACAAGAAGGAGAAGAAGAAGGAAGCCGUCAAGAAGGUCAUCGCCUCCAUGACCGUGGGCAAAGACGUCUCGGCGCUCUUCCCCGACGUGGUCAAUUGCAUGCAAACCGAUAACCUCGAGCUGAAAAAGCUCGUCUACUUGUAUCUGAUGAACUACGCGAAGUCGCAGCCGGAUAUGGCCAUAAUGGCCGUGAACACGUUUGUGAAGGAUUUGCCUGCAUCUCAGCUAGUCAAGGACUGCGAGGACCCCAAUCCGCUGAUCCGGGCGUUGGCCGUGCGCACGAUGGGCUGCAUCCGCGUCGAUAAGAUCACCGAGUACUUGUGCGAGCCGCUGAGGAAGUGUCUCAAGGACGAGGACCCCUACGUUCGCAAAACGGCAGCCGUGUGUGUGGCCAAACUGUACGACAUCUCGUCAGGUGGUGGGCUUGUGGAAGACCAGGGGUUUUUGGAGCAGUUGAAGGAGUUGCUGAGUGACUCCAACCCCAUGGUGGUGGCCAAUGCGGUGGCGGCCUUGUCCGAAAUUAACGAGAGCAGCCCCACGGGACAGCCCCUUGUCGAGCUCAACCAUGCCACAAUAAAUAAACUUUUGACCGCUUUGAACGAAUGCACCGAAUGGGGCCAAGUCUUUAUCCUCGACUCUCUUUCCAACUACAACCCGAAAGACGAACGCGAAGCCCAAAGCAUUUGCGAACGUAUAACCCCCCGUUUAGCGCACGCAAACGCCGCCGUUGUCCUCUCAGCCGUUAAAGUUCUAAUGAAAAUGAUGGAAAUCCUAGCUGGAGAUACGGAAUUUUGCGCCACUUUGAGUAAAAAACUUGCACCACCUUUAGUAACCCUCCUAUCAUCCGAACCCGAAGUACAAUACGUCGCACUCCGUAACAUUAACCUAAUCGUUCAGAAAAAACCCGAUAUUCUCAAGCACGAAAUGAAGGUGUUUUUCGUCAAAUACAACGACCCGAUUUAUGUGAAAUUGGAGAAGUUGGAUAUUAUGAUACGUUUAGCGUCGCAGGCAAAUAUCGCGCAAGUUUUGAGCGAGCUAAAGGAGUAUGCGACUGAAGUUGAUGUUGAUUUUGUUCGGAAGGCUGUGAGAGCGAUUGGACGAUGUGCUAUUAAAGUGGAGCCAUCUGCCGAACGUUGUGUGUCGACACUUUUGGAUCUGAUUCAGACUAAGGUUAAUUACGUGGUGCAGGAGGCUAUUGUUGUGAUUAAGGAUAUUUUCCGGAAGUAUCCGAACAAGUACGAGAGUAUUAUUAGCACGCUUUGCGAGAAUUUGGACACUUUGGACGAGCCGGAGGCGAGGGCGAGCAUGGUUUGGAUCAUUGGUGAAUACGCCGAGCGUAUUGACAACGCCGACGAACUCCUCGACUCAUUCCUCGAAGGCUUCGCCGACGAAAACGCCCAAGUCCAGCUCCAACUCCUCACAGCAGUCGUCAAACUCUUCCUCAAACGUCCAGCUCACACCCAAGCCCUCGUCCAACACGUACUAAGUCUCGCAACACAAGAUUCCGACAAUCCUGACUUGCGAGACCGUGGUUUUAUUUAUUGGAGAUUAUUAAGUACUGAUCCAGCAGCCGCUAAAGAAGUGGUUUUAGCCGAUAAACCUCUAAUCUCUGAAGAGACCGAUUUACUUGAACCCACAUUACUCGACGAACUUAUUUGUCAUAUUUCAUCACUUGCAAGUGUCUACCAUAAACCACCAACCGCAUUCGUUGAGGGGCGAAGCGCCGGUAUUCGCAAAACACUUCCAGCAAGACAAGGCUCUGCCGAAAAUACCAACGCUCAAGAAGCUACAGUUAUACCAAAUCAAGAAUCACUAAUUGGUGAUUUGUUAUCGAUGGAUAUUGGCAGCACUGUUGCGCAGCCACAACCUGCAGCGCCCCCUACAAGUAAUGUUGAUUUGUUGGGGGGAGGACUAGAUGUUUUGCUAGGAGGUGGUCCCUCCGAUUUGGGCGUCGCCCCAUCAACCACCGGCCUAUUGGGCGACAUUUUCGGCUUAAGCUCCGCCCCCACCAUGUACACACCCCCCAAAACAUGCUGGUUACCAGCCGAUAAGGGCAAAGGCUUGGAAAUAAUGGGCACAUUUUCGCGACGUGCCGGUCAAAUCACCAUGGAUUUGAGUUGCACCAACAAAGCGAUGCAAGCAAUGAGUGGUUUUGCCAUUCAAUUCAAUAAGAAUAGUUUUGGGGUUGCGCCCGCAGCCCCCAUGAACAUGGGCACCCUCCAGCCGGGGCAAACGCUCGAAUACAACCUACCCUUGAAUACGAACGGACCCGUCCAACGCAUGGAACCGUUAACAACGCUCCAAGUUGCGAUUAAAAAUAACGUCGAUGUUUUUUAUUACGCGUGUCAGAUACCGAUUCAGGUGCUUUUUAUUGAAGAUGGUACGUUGGAUAAGCGCGUGUUUUUGACCACUUGGCGCGAUAUUCCCUCGGCCAAUGAGGUGCAAUAUACGUUGAACGAUCUCAAAGGUAACUCGGAUGCGAUUUCGGCGAAAAUGACACAUAAUAAUAUUUUUACGAUUGCGAAACGUAACGUCGAAGGUCAAGACAUGUUGUAUCAAUCGUUGAAAUUGACGAAUAAUAUUUGGGUUUUGUUGGAACUGAAAUUACAACCAGGAGUUAAUCAUGCAACGUUGAGUCUCAAGUCGAGGUCGGUGGAAGUGGCACCGUUUGUUUUUCAAGCGUAUGAUGCCAUUAUUAAGAAUACAUAAGUUAGAUAAGUGUGAGGUUUGUCAUUCCAUGUUAACACUAUUUUAUGGUUAUGUUAUAGGAUAGCCGUUUAAAUAUAUGAUAUGUAACGAAACGAAA